Messenger RNA from Talpa occidentalis (Iberian mole), 1020 nucleotides. It is a transcript of the gene MSRA, whose product is annotated as methionine sulfoxide reductase A. NCBI's taxonomy places the organism in Eukaryota, Metazoa, Chordata, Mammalia, Eulipotyphla, Talpidae. Gene Ontology annotation, cellular component: cytoplasm. The transcript has 6 exons. Gene Ontology annotation, molecular function: peptide-methionine (S)-S-oxide reductase activity. The record is from RefSeq and is a predicted model, not a curated record. The coding region runs from base 1 to 702 and encodes 233 amino acids. Gene Ontology annotation, biological process: cellular response to oxidative stress.
AUGCUCUGGGCCGCGCGUCGGGCCGGCCAGCGCCUCCGCAGCGCCUUCCCCGCGGCGAGCAUGGGCGACGCCGCCUCGAGGCUCGUCAGCCCCCAGGAGGCCCUUCCGGGCCGGGAGGAGCCGGUCGCGGUGGCGGCCAAACAUCAUGUCAAUGGCAACAGAACAGUCGAACCUUUCCCAGAGGGAACGCAGAUGGCUCUAUUUGGAAUGGGCUGCUUCUGGGGAGCCGAGAGGAAAUUCUGGACCCUAAAAGGAGUCUAUUCAACUCAAGUUGGUUUUGCUGGAGGCUACACUGCCAACCCUACUUAUAAAGAAGUGUGCUCAGGAAAAACCGGCCACGCAGAAGUCGUCCGAGUGGUGUUCCAGCCAGAGCGCAUCAGCUUCGAGGAGCUGCUCAAGGUCUUCUGGGAGAACCAUGACCCUACCCAAGGCCUGCGGCAAGGCAACGACCACGGGUCCCAGUACCGCUCGGCCGUCUACCCGACCUGCGCGCAGCACCUGCAGGCCGCCCUGCGCUCCAGGGAGGACUACCAGAAGGUCCUGCUGGGCCACGGCUACGGCCAGAUCACCACCGACAUCCGGGAGGGGCAGCCUUUCUACUACGCGGAGGACUACCACCAGCAGUACCUGAGCAAGAACCCCGACGGCUACUGCGGCCUGGGGGGCACCGGCGUGGCCUGCCCCCUGGGGAUUCCAAAGUAACCUCUCCCCACGCGUCAGCCUCCGAGGGCACCUCAAAAAAGCGCUUUCCCAGAUCAGGUGGCUCUCUGGGGGCUCAGGUCCGUGGCUUUUUGAAAUGCACAAAGCAUGAAGCGUUCCCCAAAAUCUGGUUAUCGAGUCUGAUUUACACGCAGCGCAACGGCAAGUUGAUAACAUGUAAUUUAUCUUCCAAUUAGUGGUGGGACUGGGGUGGUGAAUUUGGGGGGAUCACUAGGGGUCUGAAUGAGGAUAAAGGCCACGCUCUGCUCACCUCUCUGUGCCUGGUGCCUGCGGGGAAGCAGGGGGCAGAGCGGGGGGCUG